AUGCUUGCCGGUCUUCUGAUCGCCGUUACGUCGAUUUCCCUGAUGUUUGUCGGCUUCAUCGCCACGCGGGCAUCAACGCAACAGACGAUCGCCAACGAAGAGCGACUGUUUCAAAGUGUCGUCUCGGAUCGACUGCGCGCGAUCGUGCGGGAGCAAAUCAGGAUCACGUCAUCCGACACAUCGGUCGAAAACCUGGUGCGAGGCUUCAAUCCUGCCUUUGCGCGGCAAAGCUUCGAUACGCUCUGGACCGACUACAGGCACGACAAGAUCAUGUUGAUCUCCGGAGACAAAAAGGUCCUCGCGGAGUCCUUCGAAGACUAUACGCACAUCAUCAAGCGGCCCCUGGACGAGACUCCCGAACUCGAGAUCAUUGUUCAAAAACUGACCGCGAAAUACAUGCGCAACCGGGUCCGUGUUCCAGGCGGCUUCGGGUAUCGUUCGCUCCUUGAUAUUGAUCCGAAGGACUAUGCGUUGAUGGGAUAUGUCCGCAUCGACGGCAAGCCCGCCAUAUUCGGCGCAAUGCCGGUCAUUCCGGACAAGUUUCACACAACGCUUCCAGACGGACCUCCGACGAUACUGCUAUCCGCGCUCUACAUCGACGAAACGCUACAAAAGCAGUUGAACUCUCAACUCGACUUCACUUCCUUUGCAUUCAUCGACACUGUUUCCGCUGACUAUGAUGGGCCCAUCCAUCCCGUCUCGGACCAGACCGACAUCCCGCUGGGUGCGUUUCGCUGGGAAAGCGAAUCCGCCAGCACAUCCAUCUGGCCAACGAUCAUUCCGGUCAUCGCCAUCUUGAGUGUUGCGCUCGGCGCACUCGCGUUCGGGAUUGCCUGGCGCAUAGGCCUGCUGACGACCUCUCUUCAGGUGAGUGAGCAACAAAACAGAUAUCUCGCCCUCCACGACACGCUUUCAGGCCUCGGAAACAGACUGCUGUUCAAUCGGGUUCUGGAUACGUCGGUAAAGGAACUUCCCGAAAAGCACUUUGCCGUUCUUCAUUGUGACCUCGAUAAAUUCAAGUCCGUGAACGACACCUUCGGGCAUGCUGCGGGAGAUGAAGUCAUAAGGGUGGUGGCGCACCGGAUGCAGGAAACAGUGGGCAGACAGGGCCUCGUCUGCCGGAUCGGUGGUGACGAGUUCAUGGUGAUCUACCGCAAGGAAACGGCAAAAACGCAGUUGCAGACGCUAUGCCGUACGCUCGUUGCUUCCGCCCAGGAGCCCAUUUCAUGUGGCGACGGCACAACGGUAAGCGUCGGCCUCAGCAUCGGGAUCGCCUGCGCUCCCGAGGAUGGUUCCGAAGGGGAGCAGCUUGUCAGCCGAUCAGACGCCGCUCUCUACCGGUCCAAAGCCAUGGGCCGCAGCCAGUUCACGUUUUUCUCCGACAUUCCGACACGGGACGCAGACGAAUGUAAAUCCUCUGCCCCCGAUAAAGCCGGGCACGUGGAAACCUACAGCAAGGCGGCAGGCUAA
Messenger RNA from Effrenium voratum, 1470 nucleotides. NCBI's taxonomy places the organism in Eukaryota, Dinophyceae, Suessiales, Symbiodiniaceae. The record is from the annotation of a GenBank genome assembly.